CCGCGGGAUCCCGGAGCUGGAGCCCGAGCCUGAGCGGGGCCGAGGCCGCCCAAGGCGCGCUGCGAGCGAGCGAAUAUGGCAGCAGAAUGAGGAGUCUGACGCCGGGUGGUGGCCGCCGCUGCGGUGCUGCUGCUCGCGAUCAGCGCCUGGUACACUACGAGCCUCAUCCUUAGUCGGCCUCCGGGUGGCCUCUGGGUUCCAUUCGUUACCAAGGACCUGGGAAAAAAGGAGAUCCGCAGCCCAGAGAGGGUGGCGAAGAGGGAGCGCCUCCCGGGAGAGAGAUUCUGCGGGGAUGAGCCGGCCAUGGGGCGGCCUCGGCGGGGCGCACGGAGCCGGCCGGCGCUGCCGAGGGAGCGCUGCCUGAGCCCUGGCUCCACGGGGCUUCGGGGCCUCGUGCGCCCUGGCGGAGUCCCUGCCGCUGUCUCCGGGAAGGACACGAGCCCUGAGUGGCGGGCACUGCAGCAGUCAUAGCUCUGAGGCUCCGGGAGCCUGCAGGGUCUGUGGUUCGGCGCGCUGUCACGCCGCCGCACGCGGGCGCCUUGCCCGGGCGCAAGAUCGGCUGCAAGAGCCGGGGACUGCGGGACUGGCUGGAGGGGCGUGCGCGCGGGUGUUCGACUGGAGAUCCCGGCAGCAGCAGAACCGGGCGGACCUGAGCAGCCAUGCUUCCCGGGGUGGGCGUGUUCGGCACCAGCCUCACCGCCCGAGUCAUCAUCCCGCUGCUGAAAGAUGAGGGCUUCGCGGUGAAGGCGCUGUGGGGCCGCACGCAGGAAGAAGCCGAGGAGCUGGCCAAGGAGAUGAGCGUUCCUUUCUACACCAGCCGCAUCGACGAGGUGCUGCUGCACCAGGAUGUGGACUUGGUGUGCAUCAACCUGCCGCCACCGCUCACUCGCCAGAUCGCUGUCAAAACCCUGGGCAUAGGCAAGAAUGUCAUCUGUGACCGUACCGCCACGCCGCUGGACGCCUUCCGCAUGAUGUCUGCUGCCCACUACUACCCCAAGCUCAUGAGCAUCAUGGGCAACGUGCUGCGCUUCCUGCCAGCCUUCGUCCGCAUGAAGCAGCUGAUCGAGGAGGGCUACGUGGGCGAGCUGCUGGUGUGCGAGGUGCAGGUGCACAGCGGGAGUCUGCUGGGCAAGAAGUACAACUGGAGCUGCGACGACCUGAUGGGUGGUGGCGGCCUGCACUCGGUGGGCACCUACAUCAUCGACUUGCUCACCUUCCUCACGGGCCAGAAAGCUGUCAAGGUCCACGGGCUGCUCAAGACCUUCGUCAAGCAGACGGACCACAUCAAGGGCAUCCGUCAGAUCACCAGCGAUGACUUCUGCACCUUCCAGAUGGUGCUGGAGGGUGGGGUGUGCUGCACCGUAACCCUGAACUUCAAUGUGCCUGGCGAGUUCAAGCAGGACGUGACCGUGGUGGGCUCUGCGGGGCGGCUUCUGGCAGUGGGCACCGACCUCUACGGACAGCGCAAUAGCGCCCCGGAGCAGGAGCUGUUGUUGCAGGACACUACGUCCGUGAGCAACUCCCUGCUGCCCGAGAAGGCGUUCAGCGACAUCCCCUCGCCCUACCUGCGGGGCACCAUGAAGAUGAUGCAGGCAGUGCGCCAGGCCUUCCAGGAUCAAGAUGACCGACGCACGUGGGACGGACGGCCUCUUACCAUGGCGGCCACCUUCGACGACUGCCUGUAUGCUCUCUGCGUGGUAGACACCAUCAAGAGGUCCAGCCAGACUGGAGAGUGGCAGAACAUCGCCAUCAUGACCGAGGAGCCCGAGCUGAGCCCCGCCUACCUGAUCAGCGAGGCCAUGCGCAGAAGCAGGAUGUCCCUUUACUGUUAGCACUGGGACCUGGUGGACUCGACCUGCUGCAUGGGGCCAGUUAGGGGGAAAUGCACUGUGGAGCGGGUGGUCGUGGGAGGGGAUUACGGAAGGGGCAGCAUGAAUGCACAGCAUGUAGGGUGGUCCCCAUCCCAAGUAGAGGGCCCAAGUCAAAGGUGGUGGCCAGCCGACGUCAUACUCAGAAGGGCGUGCCGUCCUAAUUGGGUAUCUGAUGAGAGGAAGAAAGUUGAGCGCCUUUUGCAGUCCAUUACUGUGAGAAGCAAGGAGGGGCUGCCCCCUGCCCUACCUCAUCCAUCCGCAGAUCUUGGCCUUCUUUGCAAGCCAAGGCUGUGUAUCAAAUGAGGAGCUCAGCCAGAGCUAGGCUCUCCGCCAGCGCCCCCCACUGGCAGGAGAGGACACUUCAUCAAAUGCCUACAAAGGGUGUUUUUGUUUUUUGGUGGAGGGAGGUAGAAGAAGUGGGGGGGCGGGGCUUUUGAGAAAGUUGUAAUUCCGGGAAGCCACUGUGUGUUUUACUUUAAGGAUCAGAAGGAAAAGCCCACCACUCCCUUGGCUGCUCUGUCUUCUAGGAAGCAUUAGAUCUAUCUGGCUUGUAUAGAGUAAAUGAGGCGGGAAGCUGUACCUCUGAGCUGACCAAGAAGGCAGACAGGGUACAGUGAGCUACUUCAGAGUCCUCCUGCCUCAGGAGACGGCUGCUGAUCAAUAGUCCUGCCAAGAGGCUCUCCAGGCUGCCCUGAGAAUGCUACACGGGGCGUGGGCUUGACUGCAGCUGCCUGCCUGGGUGGGGUGCCUGCAACCCUGGGUGUAGCAACAUGAGCGCCCCAAAAGAGGAGAACACCAGGCCAGUCCCCGAGUUGCUGGAAGCUCCAGUGGCCAAGCUGAAGACAGACAUUUAGGACUCUGAGCUUUGUAGGUUUAAACAAGAAGCCUGUGGCUUCACCCCAUUGGAGUCCCUUUCCCUUUAAGAAGACCCAAGACUCUUUUCCUUCCCCUUGGCAUUGGCUCUCAGGAUUCUGACAGCUGGAAACUUCCGAAUGGGUAUUAAAACAAACAGCCAACAGGGAACAUAAUUCUCAGUGUUUCUAAAAUGGGGAUUUAGAGACUGGAGAAGGUUCAAGUUGGAAAAAAACAAAAAAACAAAAAAACAAAAAAACUAUCCUUUUUGUUCCCCUCCUGGUCGCCUCUGUCUUACCCUCCAUUUGAAACUAGAGAUGGCCAAGCACUAGCUUACAAAUGGGCAGAGACAAAGCCUAUUGUCACAUUGACAAGAAAGACACACCUUUGUAAAUGUUUGCUAUCCUCCAGUAUCACUAAAACAUUGAGUCUGGUCUUGAAGGAAAGGUCAAGUCAUAUAUAUUUUGAAAUCGGGGGUGUUGUCUUUUUCUUGUCUGGCUUUGGUAACCUUCACCGGGCAUGUGGCAGUCUUGAGGCUGGCUAUGUAGACUGGUCCUUCUAGGUAGCCAGCCUGAGUCCAGCCAGAGUUCCUCCCUGGGGCUAUUCACAGAGACCGCCAUACUGGAGGCCACACACCAACAGAAUCAUGGCCAUUUUCUAGCAGGAAGGGGCAGGCGCUGCCUUUUGAGGACCCCACCCACUUACCCCCAGCCCACCCCCACCCUCACACACCAUGGUAAAGUUGAUCAGCUGAAACCUUCCACGGCUUUGAUUGGUUGCCACCCCUCAUGAAUAGUGUUCCAGGUUUGCAGUUAUCGGAUUGGGACAGCACUCUGCACACAGCACAUCAUGGACUUUGGGGGUGGGGGUGGGGUCCCUGCUCCUAAAUUGCUCUCUGAGGCAGUGAUUUCCCCACCCCAGCUGCCCUGAAAAGCUGUGAUUAAGGAUGAAUUGGGGGGGGGGCAUGGUGGAUGGCUCUAUGAAGUUCAUUUUUCCAAGUCAUUUACCUCAGUAGAUAUGAUAUGCUUGGGUGUCUGACUUUUGGUUUCUCCACUCUUCCCCAGGAGAGUUGAGAACUUUCCUUCUAGAGGCCUUGGAGCUCUGGGAUGAACAUGCAGGGUAUAAACAAAAACUCCCAUUUGAGGCUAGGGGAUAGAGAAAAAUAUGUAGUCUUUGGAAGAAGCAUGAGGCAGCAGUAAGGGUACUGAGAUUCUAUUGACUGUACGUGGUAGAGGUAGCAACAGCAGGGAUAGAUGGGGAGUCAGCUCUCUAAAAGUAAAAAUGGCGGCCCACGGAGUCAGGAGCUUCUCUAGUGCUCCUUAAGCUCUUGCCUUUCCAUGUGCAAAUUCUUGGUUGGCUGCAGCAGUGUGAGGCUAAAGUCCCAAGCUCGCAACAACAUUCUGCAACAUAAUGCGGAUCUAUGUCCUGGCAAUAACCCAGCCUACGGAGGCUGCUAGGAGCCUUUCAAUUCAGUCCCCCCUUGCCUCGCUUGCUCCUAUCAUUUUAUAAAUACUGCUGGUGGCCUCAACAAAAAGCCUGGUUCCCAGAGAUUUUAAAGCAGGUAUAUACAUACAUGUGUGUGUGUGUGUAUGUAUAUAUAUGUUUAUAUAUACAUACACACACACACACACACACAUAUAUAUACACACAAACGUUUGGGAAUGCCCUGGGUUUAUCUGCAAAGUUUGGAGUCUAGGACUCCUUUGUGGUCACUGUCAGUUCCUCUUAAGACUACUUCUCCCUGGUAAAGUUGCAUCAUGGGGUUCCUUCAAGGCAUCUUAGUUUUCCUGGCAGCACAUCUCUUUGUCAGGUCUUGUCAGCAUUCAAGGUACAGUGUCACCCAGCUCACCCACCAAAUGCAGAGUAUUGUAGGCAUAUCUUAUCAUCAUCUAUAAAAAUAGCAUUGGGUACUGUCUCAUUCCCUCUACGUUUACAUGAAGAUGUGACAUGCUCGAAGCCACACAAUGAGUGGGCAAACAGCCAUCUGUACCUGUCUGUUGUUCUGGCCAGGAAAAGCAUUCCUCGUGGAGCCCUGUAGGGGGCGUGCUCCCACCUCACGGAGCAGCUGGGAGUGGCCUGAGAGCCACAGCCACCGCCAGCUGAGCAGGAUGCCGACAGGUUGGCAGUCACAGCUGCAGAAAGUAGUGGUUUUUCUUCCCCUUCCCAAAUGGAAAUGUCACUUGGCUGCUUUUAAGAUGACUUUCCCAUGUUGAUGUUUCAUUGCAAGUGACUGGGUAGCCCUCAGCCCUGGGGACUUUCAUAGCAUCACUGGCUAUCAUAGGUGGCUUUGGACAUGGUUGUAGGGCCUAAGUGUAGCAAAGGAUGACAUCUUUUCCCAGGAAGGGGUGCAGACUUUGGGGUUUAGCUGUGCCCCGUACCAUCAUGCCCUUUCUUACUUCGCCUAGCCCACGGACUGUAGCUACCGAACUUGACCGGUGGCUUAUGAAUUAGGUUUCCGAUCCGUCCUCCCUUUCCAGGGAGCGCUGGAGGAAAUCAGCUCUGUUGAUGCCCUGGGGAGAGAGUGGACCCAACUGCACGUGAAAGAACUUCGGGAUAUCAUCUAUCAGACACCCCAGGGAGGAAUGCUAUGGCCACAGCCACCCCACUUCUUUAGAUCCAGGGUUGGGGGGUGGAGACCAUUUUUCCUGAUUUGCAGUUUGUAAUGGACAUACUAUUGUACCUUCAGGGCUACCACACAGGGAGGCGAGGCUCAUCCAGGCCAGUAAGCUGCCUAAUUGAUCAGUUCAGACCCUCACCGAACCGAACAGUAUUCGCUGAGCUAUGACAGGAAGACCCAUAUUUUGCAAAUAGGGGUUACAGAGUUAGGGAUAGAACCCCAUAUUUUGCAAAUAAUAUGGGUUACGGAGUUAGGGAUAGAACCCCAGGCUCUACGCGCGCUAGGCAAGCUCUCUACCACCCAGCCACACCUCCAGCUUCAAUUAAAUCUUCAAAGUAUUCAGAAAACCUGGUGACUGUAACAAAAGGCUUAUCUUGAAUUACGCCUCUCUGUGGAGGCUCGGGGACCCAGAGUCAGGUGUUUACCCUGAGGAGGAUGUGAGGCCCGCUCUACUAUUGGCUGUUGUCCCACUGCUGGGUGCGAACCUUCACUCUGACUAAUUUGUCACUCCAUCCACUGGUGAUUUCUUUCGCCCACCAAAUCCCUGGAACUUGCAGGACAGGGAGACCACGGGGAGAACUUAGCCCCUGUCAGGUCAGACCAAUCCUAUUUGUUUCCUUAGGGCGAGGGAGGAUUAAGGGAGGUGUCGGGAAGUCUGUGGCACAGCUCCAGAGUCAUCUCCAGCCCUUGGAUCGUUCUGCAGGCUCACUGGUGAGCAGGUGGGCUACACUCGGAGUUUAGCUGGGCCUUCUAGAUCUCCUUUGCCGUGAUGUUGAGCCCUCCCUGGGCUUCUCUAAGAGAGAUCAGUGGUCUCCUCAGAGCUUAUCAGUCUGAGUGACUGACUGCAUUUAGUAAACAGAAGCUAGCAGACCCAACUGGCCUUUUCUCCCCUGCAUCAGGGUCCUUAUCUGCUGGAGCCCUCAAGAGGGCCACUGAAGCCCCCAGCUCUCUUCCAGGCUAUGACACGUUGCACUACUGAGCACUCCCAAACCUGCUGCAGCCUCUUGUUUACAUCAGCAGAGAACAGGGUGAUUAAAAAAAAAGAACCUUCUAGUUGGAAUGCUUGAUGCUUAGUGCAGCAACCAAACUUUGCCUGGGCUGGUAGAGCCGGGAAAUCAUCGUGGUCAUGGAGUCACCCGCCACUGCUGUCUCCCGUGCCCUGUCCAGCUCUCAGCUGUCCCCUGCAGCCACCACAAGGGCUAGGCUGUCCAAUGAGCCCCAUAGCUUCUAAGAAAUGCAGUGGCUUAUUUGUAGUACUGUGUGACGCCCCAGGUGAAGCAGCAAAAGCCUAUGAUCUGAUCAGCUCCUUUAGUCUGCCCUGUCCCUGGUUUAGGCGAGGGAGAACUUUCUAAAUGAUUAUGGCUUUGUUUGCUGCCUGGUGCUUUUUAUAGUCUGUCAUUUGUUUUCAUUUCCUUUUUUAAAAACAAACAAACCAAAACUGCACUGGUUUGGUUGUCAUUGUCUAGUGUAUAUUUAUUGUUUUACAAACAUGGGUAUAUAUGUAUGUAUAUGUAUAAAACCAAACUUAUAUAUAUAUAUAUAAAGUCAAGGCAUGUAUACUAGAUAUUUUAAAUUUAUUUAUCAAAGGGAAAAGAUGUGUGUUAUAAAGUAAAACAGAGUCUAUAUUUUAUAUAUAAUGUAGAUAGCAAAAACUAGCUUAUAAAUUAUAGAAGGUUUUACUUUUUGUUUUCUAUUAUUAAAAAAGAAAGAAAGAAAUUUAAAAGAUAAAGGAUGGUGACUGCAGCUGUGCUUGGAGUUCUCAAGAGAAAUCGAUACAGAGCUGGAGGUGGCUUGCCCUCCCUCGGGAUCUGCGGUUCCGGCUCCUGAGUGGAUGAUGUCCCACUGGUGCCUGAGUGAUGCUCUGGCCAGGUUAGACAUGCUCAGCCAGCCGCCCAGGUUGCUCCAACAUCGCUUCCCCUGUCCAUGAAUGUCUUUGAUGGGUUGAACGUUGGUGGGAGAAAGGAUGAAAGUGGCAAAUAAAGUCUUCAAAGAAGAGGU
Messenger RNA from Apodemus sylvaticus (European woodmouse), 7338 nucleotides. It is a transcript of the gene Gfod1, whose product is annotated as glucose-fructose oxidoreductase domain containing 1. The coding region runs from base 660 to 1832 and encodes 390 amino acids. NCBI's taxonomy places the organism in Eukaryota, Metazoa, Chordata, Mammalia, Rodentia, Muridae. Gene Ontology annotation, molecular function: nucleotide binding. The record is from RefSeq and is a predicted model, not a curated record. The transcript is spliced from 2 exons.